AUGGGCAUCUGCGGAGGAUUUAAAGGGCAGCCUAAGCAGGCAGCAAGGCUAGGAGGAAAUCGAGCUGCACUUUUUGUAUACGCCACGGAGGGUCUUGAGAACAUGUCAUUUGUUGCAAAUGCUGUGAGUCUUGUGACUUACUUCUAUGGAUAUAUGAACUUGAGCUUGACAGAGUCGGCCACCACCCUUACCAAUUUCAUGGGAACUGCAUUUAUACUAACACUUGUUGGUGGAUUCAUAUCUGAUACCUAUUGGUCAAGGUUCAAAACAUGUGUGGUCUUCGGAUUCAUCGAAUUACUGGGACUUGGGUUGUUAACUGUACAAGCACACUUCCACCAGCUAAGACCGUUCCCAUGCCAAAAUGUUACACCAGGCCAAACAUGCGAGGCUGCAGACACAAACCAACUUGCGAUCCUUUACACUGGCCUCUACCUAAUUGCAUUAGGCACCAGCGGCGUCAAGUCGGCUUUACCAGCUUUGGGAGCUGACCAAUUCGAUGAGAAGGACCCGAACGGGGGAGCACAGUUGUCGAGCUUCUUCAACUGGUUCUUGUUCAGCCUCACCAUUGGAGCCAUUUUUGGUGUCACCGUUGUUGUAUGGAUAAGCUCGAACCGGGGCUGGGACUUGGCCUUCGCUUUGUGUACCAUGGCAGUCUUCUUUGCUGUUGUGUUUGUGUGCAUGGGAAAGUCUCUGUACAGAAACAAUGUUCCCAAGGGCAGCCCCCUCCUAAGUAUCCUACAGGUUCUUGUGGCUGCUACCAAAAACCGAAAGCUUCCAAUUCCGGAGAAUGCAGAUGAGUUACAUGAGAUCCAUGACAAAGAAGCAGGGGAACAAAAUGAAAUUCUUCAGAGAACAGAUCAAUUCAGAUUCUUGGACCGGGCGGCAAUCUUUGGUGCCACUACUGCUGAUGGUUCUUCAACAUCUAAAGCUCAUGGAUCCUGGAACCUGUGCACAGUCACACAAGUUGAAGAAACAAAGCACCUAAUUCGCAUGCUCCCAAUCAUAUUCAGUACUGUCUUCAUGAACACGUGCAUGGCACAGCUUCAGACCUUCUCAGUCCAACAAAGCAAUACCAUGGACACGCAUAUCCUUGGCUUCAAAAUUCCCGGCCCAUCAAUCCCAGUUAUCCCUUUACUGUUUAUGUUCUUUCUCAUCCCAAUAUACGAGAGAGUUUUUGUGCCAAUUGCUCGAAAAUUCACUGGAAUUCCAACUGGGAUACGACACCUUCAGCGGAUCGCUGUUGGGUUGGUGCUCUCAGUUAUUUCCAUGGCGGUUGCUGCGCUCAUAGAGACUCGCAGAAAAUCUGUGGCCAUUGAACACAACAUGGUGGACAGUAUUGAGCCUCUGCCGAUGAGCGUGUUUUGGCUGGGCUUGCAGUAUGCUAUUUUUGGAGCAGCAGAUAUGUUUACUUUGGUAGGGCUCUUGGAGUUUUUCUAUGCUGAGAGCGCAGCUGGUAUGAAGUCACUGAGCACAGCCAUCUCAUGGUGUUCGAUAGCAUUUGGCUACUUCUUGAGCUCAAUGGUGGUGGAGGUGGUCAAUAAAGUCAGCGGAGGGUGGCUGGCUAGUAAUAACUUGAACAGAGACAAGUUGAAUUAUUUCUACUGGUUGUUGGCAGGGUUGAGUGUACUGAAUUUUGUAGCUUAUUUGAUCUGUGCAUCUUGGUACAAGUACAAAAAGGUCGAAGUUUUCAAGCAACGUGACUUGAACGGAAAGGUUGAAAUGGUAAAAGCCUAG
Messenger RNA from Prunus armeniaca (apricot), 1734 nucleotides. The record is from the annotation of a GenBank genome assembly. Lineage: Eukaryota; Viridiplantae; Streptophyta; Magnoliopsida; Rosales; Rosaceae.